UCCUUAGCUGUCAACCCAAUUUAGAUAUGUUGUGUUCUUUAAGCAAUUUUACUUUGUUGGGUUUGUUUAAACCAGAGAAAAAUUUAACUCUGACAUUACAAUACACAAUUCACUUGAAAGUUCUGGAGAAAUUGAUAUUGGCCAAUAAAGAUAAUUUGGCACAUGUUGUCACGCUUGAUUUGAAGCCAGCUGGAGAGCUAAGAGGAUUUUUGAAUAUCAAGAAACGCAUCAAUGCUGUCCUCGUUGUUAAGAUCAGCAAGCGAAGCGUUCUUUGGAUCUAUAUUGUUGCUUCUUUGGGUGGCUUACUAUUAUUGACGUGCAUUUCUCUUCUAUUGAAAAGACGUGGUUUCUUUAAACGACUGUCUAAAGAGGAUAUGGAACAAACUUUUAAAGAAAAUGAAGAGAAAGCUCUUAUGCAUAAAAGCCUCGAUGAAUGUGUUGCUGAAAUGGAAGAAACGGAACAAGAGUUGCCAGAUGUUGAGUGCACUAAAAAAUAAAAUGAAAUGAAAUUGGGCAAUACGAUGCCCAGAUUUUUCAAAUGAAAUUUGUUUCAGAUUGUUUAGAAAUUCCAAGGUCGAAAUUGA
Messenger RNA from Ceratitis capitata (Mediterranean fruit fly), 584 nucleotides. RefSeq names its product integrin alpha-PS3-like. Bases 27 to 497 code for a protein of 156 amino acids. The record is from RefSeq and is a predicted model, not a curated record. NCBI's taxonomy places the organism in Eukaryota, Metazoa, Arthropoda, Insecta, Diptera, Tephritidae. The transcript is spliced from 3 exons.